Cajanus cajan (pigeon pea) is the source of this 2464-nucleotide messenger RNA. NCBI's taxonomy places the organism in Eukaryota, Viridiplantae, Streptophyta, Magnoliopsida, Fabales, Fabaceae. The record is from RefSeq and is a predicted model, not a curated record.
GUUACCCUGCUGGCGCUGGCGCUGCCACUACACAACACGCCAACUUGUUGUUAUUCAAAAUGAAAACUUUUGCUGGUUUGAGUGAUUGGGAUUGCGUUACAUUUACUAUAGAAUGACUUGGUUUCCAUCUCACCUGCAUGGAAUUCGAGGGUAUAGGUGACUUUUCGGGAUCUCGAGGCUACAAGGAGAGCGUGUGCUGAUCCAACACCCGUUAUUGAUGGAAGAAGAGCCAAUUGUAACUUAGCUUCACUUGGUCGAUCACAACCUCUGUCUUAUGAUUCGAGUGUCGCUGUGAAUUCCUCAUCUCCAAUUUCCUUCCAAUUCUCCAAUUUCGCCUUUCGCUUUCGCUCCGAUCCCGAGGAACAGGGUUUUCACUUUUCACUGUUCCAUUCAGUUUCUGAGCUCAACUCGCUUCCGAUUCGCCGCGCGCCAAAACGAUUCGUUUUUGGACUUUAGCGUCGCGUCCUAUUCCGAGAAAUUAUAUAAUAAAAGAUGAGACGAUUGAAGAAUGACAUUAAUGAAGAUGAGGUGCUUCCCAAUGAUCAGACUGGGGCACAGCUGAAUGGGGCACAGCUGAAUGAUGAGGGUUCUGAAGGAAGUGCUGGCGUUGUUCUGAAGAAAGGACCAUGGACAUCAACUGAAGAUGAUAUUUUGGUGGAUUAUGUCAAGAAGCAUGGGGAGGGGAACUGGAAUGCUGUUCAGAAGCACACAGGGCUAUUACGUUGUGGAAAAAGUUGUCGGCUGCGAUGGGCUAAUCAUCUUAGGCCAAAUUUGAAGAAAGGUGCAUUUACUGCAGAAGAGGAGCGGUUGAUUGCUGAACUUCAUGCCAAAAUGGGAAACAAAUGGGCACGCAUGGCAGCACAUUUGCCUGGUCGUACAGAUAAUGAGAUAAAAAACUACUGGAACACCCGGAUCAAGAGGCGUCAACGGGCUGGAUUGCCACUUUAUCCACCAGAAGUGUGUUUACAAGCUUUACAAGAGAGUCAACAUAGCCAAAGCUCUGGUGGACUUAAUGGGGACAAUAAAAUGCAUCCUGAUUUCUUGCAGAAAAACAGUUAUGAGAUACAAGAUUCUAUAUUUGACAGUCUGAAGGAUAAUCAGGGAAUCAUACCUUAUAUGCCUGAGCUUUCUGAUAUUUCUGUCUAUGGCAAUAUGCUGAAAGGUUUUGAUUCUUCUCAGUAUUGUAGUUUUGUGCCACCAACAUCACCUAAGCAUAAGCGUCUUAGAGAGUCAACAAUACCAUUUAUUGAUUCCAGUGAUAUGAGCAGAAAUGGUUUAUAUCCAUUUGAUCAAAUUCGGGAUAAUAAUUCUGAUGAGAUAGCACAAUCAUUUGGAAUGCCAGCACCCCUUGAUCCUGGUCCCUCCUCGCACAGCUCAAUUUGUUACAGCCAUUCACUUUCAAAUGGCAAUUCCUCUACUUCUAAGCCAACUUAUGAGGCUGUGAAGUUGGAGCUCCCUUCACUCCAAUAUCCAGAACUUGAUUUAGGUAGCUGGGGUACAUCUCCCCCACCUUCUUUGCUCGAGUCAGUUGAUGAUUUCAUUCAGUCUCCUACACCAAUUAGUACUCUGGAGUCAGAUUGUUCUUCUCCACAAAAUAGUGGCCUUCUGGAUGCUUUACUUUAUCAAGCAAGGACUCUGAGCAGUUCAAAGAACCAUUGUUCUGACAAGAGUUCAAAUUCUUCUACUGCAACCCCUGGUGACAGAGCAGACAGCUCUGCUUUGAAUGUGCACGAGACAGAAUGGGAAGACUAUGCUGAUCCGGUAUCCCCAUUUGGUGCAACUUCAAUAUUGAACGAGUGCCCUGCUCUUAAUGCAAAUGCAAAUUCAUUGGACAAACAGCUACCCGUUCAGACCUUUAAUGGCGACAUUCUGAAAUUAGAGUCUGUUGACGAGGUUUGGACUCCUAAUGGUGAAAAUCAAACACUGUCCCUGUUGAAUAUUACACGUCCAGACUUCUUGCUUGCUUCAGAUUGGCCUGACCUGAGUUCUGGGCAUGGCAAGAACCUAGCCUUCACAAUGGAUGCUACGACGACCCUUGGCCUUGGAGAUGAUUUAGCCACUGAUCAUAAGCAUGUGACUGCUGGAACUUCCAAGUCAAGUCAAAUGUGGGGGUUUGGUUCUUGUGCAACUGCAAUGAUUGGUUAAGAAAACUUAAAUGAGAUAUGAGAUUUGAAACCCUUCUACUAGUUGAUUUGUGUUGAUUUUUUUAACAUGGUCGCCCCAUGUUAAUAUUUCUUGGACCGAGAAAGAUUUUAUGUGGGUGUGAUUUAUAGAACCAAAGAAAUGGUCAGACUUGUGUUUUCUAGUGGCUUUGUCAAUUGUUUUUGGGUAUUUCAUGUGUUGUAUACCACCAUGAAUCUUGUGUACACAAAUGCUUUUGCAAACUUCCGAUUAAUUUGUAGAACAAGAUUGCAGUUGAAACAUUGGACUGCAUAGCUGGAUGGAAUGUCGCGAAUUUCUUCCC